AUGCCCUCGCGACUCCGUUGGUGGAGUAGUGCCACUAAGAGGCGCCGUAUAACGACCACAACGUCAGUCAAGAUUUCUCCGGUUGCUUCUCCCACAAAGCACAGGUCUGCUUCGCCAACGACGGUGGCGAACUCCUCCCACGCGACUGCACACCAACGAUCGAGGCUCUCCCGCCAAAUACACCCGCCGGCUGUCGAAGAUGUCGACAUGGACGCAGAGGGUGAAGAGGACGCUGAAGGGGAGGAUGCCGAAGGGGAGGACGAGAGGCUCUACUGCUUCUGCCAGAAGCAAAGCUACGGCGAUAUGAUUGCCUGUGACAAUGAGGGCGAUUGCCCAUUCGAAUGGUUCCAUCUCACGUGUGUCGGCAUGAAGCAGCCGACACCAGAGAAGUGGUAUUGUUCAACCUGCGAGCCCAAGAUCAAGGCCAAACUCGCGGCGGCUGCCCAGCCCAAGACCAAGAAGGCGACGAAGAAGCGACAGUGGUGA
Laccaria bicolor S238N-H82 is the source of this 486-nucleotide messenger RNA. RefSeq lists its product as uncharacterized. Bases 1 to 486 code for a protein of 161 amino acids. Gene Ontology annotation, cellular component: nucleus. The transcript is spliced from 5 exons. The record is from RefSeq and is a predicted model, not a curated record. Lineage: Eukaryota; Fungi; Basidiomycota; Agaricomycetes; Agaricales; Hydnangiaceae. Gene Ontology annotation, biological process: regulation of DNA-templated transcription.